CACGUGCAAGAAUCCUAAUUAUAUAUAAACGAACCUAGGGUACGCCAAUUUCUCAUCACCAUUACUUUGUUUUGUUCGUCAAAUUAAUUUGAAAAUUCUCCAAGAAUCUUCUUCCCUUCAAACGAACGCCUUUUCAAUAUUCUCUUGCACCGAUUUAGUCGAGCGAUCAUGGCCCAAACGGAUCUCAAUCAGCCGAAAUUGGAUAUGACCAAGGAGGAGAAAGAGAGGUUGAAGUACUUGGAAUUUGUGCAAGCUGCUGCUGUGGAAGCAGUGCUUCGCUUUGCUCUCAUUUACGCAAAGGCAAAGGACAAGUCUGGUCCUUUGAAACCAGGUGUUGAAUCCGUUGAAGGAGCUGUCAAGACUGUGGUCGGUCCUGUGUACCAGAAAUACCACGACGUCCCCGUCGAGGUCCUUAAGUACAUGGAUCAGAAAGUUGACAUGUCUGUGACCGAGCUUGACCGCCGUGUCCCACCAGUAGUCAAACAAGUGUCUGCUCAAGCCAUCUCAGCUGCUCAGAUAGCACCCAUUGUGGCCCGUGCUUUCGCCUCUGAGGUUCGACGUGCUGGCGUUGUGGAAACAGCUUCUGGGAUGGCUAAGUCCGUGUACACCAAGUACGAGCCCGCUGCUAAGGAGUUGUAUGCAAGCUAUGAGCCAAAAGCAGAGCAAUGUGCGGUUUCGGCUUGGAAGAAGCUGAACCAGCUGCCUCUGUUCCCAAGGCUGGCUCAAGUCGCUGUACCAACAGCUGCUUUCUGCUCUGAGAAGUACAAUGAUACGGUGGUGAAGGCUGCAGAGAAGGGGUACAGGGUCUCAUCGUACAUGCCAUUGGUUCCUACAGAGAGGAUCUCAAAGAUCUUCGCCGACGAGAAGGCUGAGACCCAGGCUUUGGAGUUUCAUCCACUUGAUUGAUCUUGGUGUUUUGUUAGUGUUUGGUUGUGAUUGAGGAGAACCGGAUCGUGGUUAGCGAGUGAUCCCUGGUUCUGGUUCUUUUGUUUCUUCGUUUUUGAUAUUUCCUUGUUUCUUCGAAUUUUCGUUUAAUACAAUGCCAAAAAAAUAACAUAUAAUAUAUGGUGGGAUCUUGUUGUAUAAAAACUUUCUUUUAUUUGUGAUGGAACAUCUAAAACCUAAAGUGAUGUAACACCAGAGUGAUAUGUUAGGUUUGAUUGAUAUUGAGACACAGCUCUCGCAACUCGCAAGUGUUCAAUUGACAAUUGCACACAAUUUUUAUAUCUAUCUAUGAAAUAUAUAUGACAAAGGUAAAUGUUUGAAAUCAAAGAAUUGUAUGAGGAAAAGAAAAAAUGAACCAAGUUCACUUUAAAAAAAAAAACAAAAUGCAGACCAAAACCAGUUCCUAUCUUCACGAGUUCAUCCAUACGACAUGUACAGAUUUGUUAAAGACACAAACACUUAACUAAUCAUGAAAUUUUUAUACUUGCUAAUUAUAAAAGAAUUUGCACCCCAAAAAAAGGUUAAAUCAUAACUAGGAAGAAAAAAAACAAUCGUAUAUUACACAUAAACAUUACGUAUAUAUAUGGGCCCAUGACUGAUCCACAGUUUCCAAAACUUGAUCCAAAUGCUAUUGUGCGCGGAAUUCACCGCCGUUCACGUUAGCAUUCCAAACCCUUCGCACCUCCGACACGAUUCUUUGCCAAAUUCUUUUGACCCGCAAGAGGUUCCUCAGCCUUGUUUUAAACUGAAUCACACAAGUGGUUAAGCUUUCGCGCUGCUUUGUUUAAAUAGAAUCAGGAUUCAGAAUGGGAAUUCAUUGGCUCGACAAGGCAGAUCUAUGGAAGAGUGCACUGUUGUUGAAGCUCCAGCUCCGUGAUCGAUUUCGAAUCGCCGUCGACGAUCACCGUGGUCGAGCGGCGGUUUUCUCAACUGACGGCUACUUCUCUUCCACCAUCCACCGCUUCGUGGCUCGAUUACGAAUCUUCCGCCGGGAGUCUCUCCCCUCUCCCCCAGCUUUUUAUCGCAGACGAGUCCCCAAAGAUUUGACGGCAGAAGAAGAGUCGGCUCUCUUCCGGAUGCUUCAAGCUGUGGCAGUUCCCCUUAUUGGAAACGCUUGUCAUGUUUUCAUGAAUGGUCUUAACCGUGUUCAGGUGUAUGGUUUAGAGAAAUUGCAUGAUGCUUUGCUCAACAGACCGAAGAACAAGCCUCUUAUAACGGUUAGCAAUCAUGUCGCUUCCGUGGAUGAUCCAUUUGUGAUUGCUUCGUUACUUCCCCCUAAACUUCUACUCGAUGCCCGUAAUUUGAGGUGGACGCUUUGUGCUACCGAUAGAUGCUUUAAAAACCCUGUAACUUCAGCUUUCUUUCGGUCUGUCAAAGUCUUGCCAGUUUCUCGCGGUGAAGGAAUUUAUCAGCAGGGCAUGGACAUGGCAAUAUCGAAAUUGAACAGUGGCGGGUGGGUUCAUAUCUUUCCGGAAGGAAGUCGCUCCCGGGAUGGUGGCAAGACUAUGGGCUCAGCAAAAAGAGGCAUUGGAAGGUUGAUUUUGGACGCAGACACUCUCCCUAUGGUUGUUCCAUUUGUGCACACUGGUAUGCAGGAUAUCAUGCCCGUGGGAGCCAAUGUUCCACGUAUUGGCAAGACAGUGACAGUGAUCAUUGGUAACCCGAUUCACUUUGACGACCUUCUCGGGACUGAGGAAGCUGAAAGCGUUUCGAGGAAACACUUGUAUGAUGCUGUAUCUUCGAGAAUCGGACAGAGACUGUACGAUUUAAAAGCUCAAGUCGACAGAGUAUCGCUGGAACAGCAGUCGUUGACGUCACAGGACGCCAAAACAUCCUCAGACUGCGCUGCCGAUAUCUUUCACCGGGUUGAUUGGGACUCAUUCGGGAUGGGGGCACACUUCUCAGAAGGAUCAUCAACCAUUAAUAAACAACGAAUUCCACAAACCAAUGACUGUGUUGUCUCCAAUUCCUUAGAUCGUCAGAUCCCCAAAAGGGGAUUCUCAUCUGAAGCAGGGAUGAGUACGAAGAUUAAGAAGUUCAUGGAUUCUACUGAGAACAUGGGUUUUGCUGCUAGAGGGUUGUUUGUGAACGAUUAUAAGACUAGGGGUGAAUCCGCCAACUCUGGUAAAAUCCGGCCUUUAAAUGCAUGGAGAGAGUAUUUGGAAGUGAACCAUGAAUUACACCACUCGACGACUACACAUUAGGAUCAUUAGUUUUGUAACUAGCCUAUAUGGCACAAAUGUUUUCUUUUUUACUAAUCUAAUUUAGAUCUAGAUUUUCGUAUUUUUCUUUCCUCAUCAUGUCUUCUUGCAUCUCAUUUUCUUGUUUAGGGGUAGCUGUUGCAAUUAUAAAGACAAAUUCUAAACUUAUAUAUCCAUAGAAAAGGAGGAAUGUGUAGAUUUAUACUGUUUAAUGUGUG
Molecule: messenger RNA, 3364 nt
Organism: Thlaspi arvense
Lineage: Eukaryota; Viridiplantae; Streptophyta; Magnoliopsida; Brassicales; Brassicaceae
Source: the annotation of a GenBank genome assembly